Messenger RNA from Hibiscus syriacus, 1719 nucleotides. Its product is annotated as cytochrome P450 94A2-like. Gene Ontology annotation, molecular function: iron ion binding; heme binding; oxidoreductase activity, acting on paired donors, with incorporation or reduction of molecular oxygen. The transcript has a single exon. The record is from RefSeq and is a predicted model, not a curated record. The coding region runs from base 87 to 1598 and encodes 503 amino acids. NCBI's taxonomy places the organism in Eukaryota, Viridiplantae, Streptophyta, Magnoliopsida, Malvales, Malvaceae.
GAAGAACGCUCAUUGCCCAGUUGAUACUUAUCUUCUUACCCAGUUAUAAUACACAAACCAGCUCCUCUUUAACUAGGUUUAUAACAAUGUUUAUCCAGCUGCUAACCUUACCUAUCAUCUUCUUCCUCACCAUCCCACUUUUCUUCUUCAUUCUCAACAAAAACUCAAAAUCCCAGAAAUCCGAUGUUUUGCCCAAGCGUUACCCAAUCAUCGGUUCCUAUUUUGCGGUAAAAUCCAAUCUAAGCAACCGCGUCCAAUGGAUCACACAAAUCCUCCAGAACUGCCCCUCAGCAACUUACACACUCCACCUCGUCUUCGGUUACCGCUGGAUCUUAACUGCCAACCCCGACAAUGUCCACCAUAUUCUCAAGACCAAUUUCAAUAACUACCCCAAAGGCUAUUUCUUCAUUAGCGUUUUCUUUGAUUUUCUAGGAAAUGGUAUCUUUAAUGCCGACGGGGAGUCCUGGAAGUUCGAGAGGCAACUUUCGAGUCACGAGUUCAACACUAAAUCUCUUCGUAAAUUUGUUGAAACCGUCGUUGAUACCGAGCUUCACGACCGUUUGGUUCCGGUGCUCUCCGACGCCGCUUCCGACGAGACGGUGCUUGACUUGCAAGAUGUUCUUCAGAGGUUUGCUUUUGACAACGUCUGCAAGAUCGCCUUCGGACAUGACCCUGCCUGUUUGUUACCUUGUUUGCCGCAAACCCAGUUUGCUGACGCGUUUGAAGAAGCUACCCAGCUGAGUUCCGGCAGGUUCCGAGAUCCUCUUUCGGCACCUUGGAGAAUCAAGCGAUUUUUCAAUAUCGGAUCGGAGAGGAAACUCAAAAUGGCUAUCGCUCAGGUCCGUGAUUUCGCGAAGAAGAUUGUCAGGGAAAAGAAGCAAGAAUUAGCUGAUAAAUCGUCUUUGAAAUCGGUUGAUCUCUUAUCAAGGUUCUUAAGCUCCGGUCAUUCUGACGAGAAUUUCGUUACGGAUAUAGUCAUCAGCUUCAUACUCGCCGGCCGCGACACAACGUCGGCGGCUUUGACGUGGUUUUUCUGGUUAAUAUACGAACACCCUGAAGUGGAGAAAGAAAUCCUCAAAGAAAUCAAAGAGAAAUCGGAUACGCCAGUGUAUGAGGAAGUUAAAGACAUGGUUUACGUUCAUGCUUCGCUUUGCGAGUCCAUGAGACUGUAUCCUCCGGUACCCACGGAUGGAAAACUGGCGGUGGAGGACGCUGUUCUGCCGGACGGGACAGAGGUGAAGAGAGGAAAUAUGGUGACGUACGCUCCUUACGCGAUGGGGAGGAUGGAGAAGAUAUGGGGUACCGAUUGGGCGGAGUUCAAACCGGAGAGAUGGUUGGAAAGAGAUGAGGCGGGGAAGUGGAGCUUCGUCGGGAGAGAUCCUUACACUUAUCCGGUGUUCAACGCCGGACCCAGGAUUUGUUUGGGGAAGGAGAUGGCGUUCUUGCAGAUGAAAAGGUUGGUGGCGGGUGUUCUAAGGCGGUUCAAGUUGGUGCCGGCAGUGGAGCAAGGGUUUCAGCCGGUGUUUGUUGCUCAUCUUACGGCUAAGAUGAAAGGCGGGUUCCCCAUCAGAGUUGAGGAAAGGGAAGAGUUCGAUUAGCCAACUACAAUUGCUUCUUCUUGGACUUUUUUUGUUUGUUCAAUCUGCUGGACUGGACAUGCGAAUGAAAUUUACCAUAUGAUGUUUGUUUGGUUGUUUUAAUGGGCCUUAAAUUUAGAAU